GGAUCAGCACCGCCUCUAUCAGCAAAUUAAGGCUGGGGCCUAUGAUUUCCCAUCCCCAGAGUGGGACACUGUAACUCCUGAGGCCAAAGAUCUUAUCAACAAGAUGUUAACCAUCAAUCCCAGUAAACGCAUCACUGCUGCAGAGGCCCUCAAACACCCCUGGAUCUGCCAACGGUCCACUGUAGCCUCCAUGAUGCACAGGCAGGAGACUGUGGAGUGCCUGAAGAAAUUCAACGCCAGGAGAAAACUCAAGGGAGCCAUAUUGACCACUUUGCUGGUCACAAGAAACUUCUCAGCAGCCAAGAGUUUGCUGAACAAGAAGUCAGACGGCGUUAAGGUCAACAACAAAGCCAACACAGUGACCAGUCCUAAAGACACUGGCCCUGCCCCUGCACUGGAACCACAGACAACUGUGAUUCACAAUCCAGUGGAUGGAAACAAGGAGUCUAUUGAGAGUGCCAACACUACCAUAGAGGAUGAAGAUGUAAAAGCCUGCACCAAUAACAAUAAAGCUCGCAAACAGGAGAUAAUAAAAGUUACUGAGCAGUUGAUUGAGUCUAUCAACAAUGGAGACUUUGAGGCAUAUGCGAAGAUUUGUGAUCCUGGUCUGACUUCCUUUGAGCCUGAAGCCUUGGGCAAUCUGGUGGAAGGACAUGACUUCCAUCGCUUUUACUUUGAGAAUGCCCUGUCCAAAGGGAAUAAGCCGGUGCACACCAUCCUCUUGAAUCCACACGUGCACCUAAUUGGGGAAAACGCAGCGUGUAUUGCCUAUAUUCGACUGACCCAGUACAUGGAUAGCAGUGGCAUGCCCCGCACCAUGCAGUCUGAGGAGACCCGUGUGUGGCAUCGCCGUGAUGGCAAGUGGCAGAACAUCCACUUCCACCGCUCCGGCUCACCCAGCAUCCCCUCCCAUUAAUGGAAUAUCAAUAUGUGGUCAAAAAAAGAAAAAAAAAAUCCCAUCAGCAAAUCUAGUAGGGCAGUCAACUAGCCAACCCAUGACUGCUCUCUGACCUUUGACCCUUCUAUAAGGACAUGACAUCGCACAGGACACAAGUAUUAAUACAUUUUACUGUUAUGGCAUUUUAUUAAUGGACAUCAUUCGAAACCACCAUCGGGUGGCUGCACACCGUAUUUGGACAUUAUGAAACAAGCAUAUUGACAACAUUUUUUUUCUGUUUGUUUUUUAAGAUGUUUUGGUAUGCAUUUUAAAUAUAAAAUAGAGAUGUUUAAAAAUCUACUACUGUAACCUCUCCCAAAAAUUUGUUCUGUAUUUUUAUGUGUAUUUAUGUGUGUGCAAUACAAAAACAUUUGGAAGAUCAGAAUGUUAAAAUUGAGCUUGCUUUAGUUCUGGUGAUGUAUAUACAUUGUGAUUGUUGAUAAAAACAAAAACCAACAUUGAAAUUGCUAUUCUUGCUAUCAGAGGAAUUAAGAGUUUACGUAAAAUCCAGUUUAUGAGCUACAUUUAUGUUUGCUAUGAGCUAAGUCAUACUGUUUGAAUUGUCCGAUUUCAACCUAUAAUACUAAUUUAAAUGUAAAGAAAAGCAGAGCAGCUUACACUUUGCAUUGAGGUAUGUUUGCCUUUAUAUCAGUGAAAUAAGAAAUAAGAGAAUGUAGCAUAUAUGUAAUAUAUGAAAAUUCAAGCCUAUUGUGUAGUGCAUGGGGGGGGUAUUGUGAGUAAGAUCAUAUGAAACUAUAAUAUCUUCUGUUUGAUUUGUGAAUCACUGACUUGUUUGUUUGCAUUUGUUAAUGUUGUGCAUCAGUCCUGUCCCAGAUGUUUCUAAUGUCCUCUAAUAUCAUGGAACUGCUGUAAAAACAAUAACAGUUAUGGUUGACAUCCAGAAUAAAUAUCAAAACCUCAUAUCUCAGAGGAGGAAAAAUAAACUCCUGGUUGCAGAAGCACCCCUUACAUUUUGUAUAAAAAUGAGAAGAAAAUAAGCUCAUUUUUCAUACUGUUUGUACUUGUACUGUAUGACUGUAUGUAGGGUUUCUGUUCUCAUUUUAUUCUUGUCAUUUCCAGUGUGUUACUUUGCCAGUUGCACAGAGAAGGUGGAGAUGAUGAAGAUGGAGCAAAGGCACUAUAGUCUCUAUCUUUAGUCAGUUGAAGUGUCAACCUGAUGGUUGGGCCAAUAAGUCUGGAAGCGUCGUAAAAGCAUUGGAUUGCAGUCAUACAAGAGUAUGGUGAGAGGACAGUGAAAGAGGGAGUCAAAUGAGAGUUGGACUGUAAUACAUGUUGGGAUGUCUUCCUUGACGAUCAGUGCUUCUACCAGCCAGUGGUCUCCUUACCACUGCAGGACAAUGCCAGUGUCUCUCUCAUCCUUACUGUUUGCUCUUUUCAAUUGGUUUGUCUCUUCUUUUUUAAGGGGAAAAUAUGAUAUUAAUUUCUUUUGACGAAACGUAUGAUGUCAAUGCAAUGCACCACUCCUUGUAUGGUGUGUACCUGUUGCCAGCACGGCAAUGGAUGGCUUAACAUGUUUAAGAAAUAAAUAAAUCAGCUAAAAGGUGUGAUAAUGAA
Molecule: messenger RNA, 2512 nt
Organism: Lates calcarifer (barramundi perch)
Lineage: Eukaryota; Metazoa; Chordata; Actinopteri; Centropomidae
Product: calcium/calmodulin-dependent protein kinase type II delta 2 chain
Exons: 13
Coding region: 104-916 (270 amino acids)
Biological process (GO): protein phosphorylation
Molecular function (GO): calcium/calmodulin-dependent protein kinase activity; calmodulin binding
Source: RefSeq, a predicted model, not a curated record